Ipomoea nil (Japanese morning glory) is the source of this 1466-nucleotide messenger RNA. RefSeq names its product patatin-like protein 1. Gene Ontology annotation, molecular function: glycerophospholipase activity; monoacylglycerol lipase activity. NCBI's taxonomy places the organism in Eukaryota, Viridiplantae, Streptophyta, Magnoliopsida, Solanales, Convolvulaceae. The transcript has 7 exons. Gene Ontology annotation, biological process: lipid metabolic process. The coding region runs from base 61 to 1263 and encodes 400 amino acids. The record is from RefSeq and is a predicted model, not a curated record.
UUCUUCAUUCUAUAUAUGAAGUCAAUAACCAUUAACAACAUCAUAGAUAUAUGAGUGGCGAUGGAGGGAAACACUGCCGCCUCAAAAAACCGGCCGCCGCCCAGCUCCGGCAACCUUAUAACAGUUCUCAGCAUUGACGGCGGAGGAAUAAGAGGAAUUAUCCCCGGUGUCAUCCUUGCCUAUCUAGAGAAACAACUUCAAGAGCUGGACGGUGAGGAUGCAAGGAUCGCAGACUACUUCGACGUGGUUGCCGGAACCAGUACCGGCGGGCUUGUGACGGCGAUGUUGACAGCACCUGACAAAGAUAAACGCCCUUUGUAUGCCGCCAAGGAUAUAGUUCCUUUCUAUCUCAAGCACUGCCCCAGCAUCUUUCCUCAGACUAGCGGGCCGUUUUCUUGCAUUAUUGAUCUGUUCAAAGCUUUCACUGGACCUCGCUAUAAUGGGGACUACCUUCACAAACUUGUAAGGGACAUCCUGGGAGGUACAAGGGUGCAUGAAACGUUGACCAAUGUGGUUAUCCCUACCUUUGAUAUCAAGAAUCUCCAGCCCACCAUCUUCAAUUCUUACGAGGCACCAGAAGAUUCGAUUUGGGAUGUGCAGCUCUCAGAUGUAUGCAUUAGCACCUCUGCAGCACCGACUUAUCUACCAGCCCACUAUUUCAAGAACAACGAUGCUCAAGGAAGGGAACAAGAAUUCAACCUCGUUGAUGGCGGGGUGGCCGCUAAUAACCCGACUCUGGUGGCGAUCAGCGAAGUGACUAAGCAAGUGAUGAAUCAGAACACGGAUUUCUUCCCCAUGAAGCCAUUCCAGUACGACCGGUUUCUGGUAAUAUCGGUGGGGACCGGCGCCGCGAAGAACGAGCACAAAUACGACGCCCAAACGGCGGCUAAAUGGGGGCUGUUUGGAUGGCUGUUGAACGGCAAAUCUUCUCCGUUAAUCGAAACCUUUACUGAUGCAGCUAGCGACAUGGUUGAUUUCCACAACUGUGUUGUGUUCCAAGCUCUUCAGUCACAGGAUAACUACCUCAGAAUCCAAGAGGACACGUUGACCGGAGAUCUGUCAUCCGUGGAUGUAGCGACAACGGAGAACCUAGAAAAUCUUGUGAAAGUUGGGGAGGGGCUGCUGGAAAAACCGGUGUCCAUGGUGGAUUUGUCCACCGGAGAAUAUAAACCGGUUGAAAAUGGAGGCACAAAUAUGGAAGCACUUCAAAAGUUUGCUAAAGUGCUUUCUGAUGAAAGGAAGACGAGGGGCUCCACAAAUUAAAUGGCGCAGCUGUUGAAUCCUGGGACUGAGCUAGCUUAGGAUGCUGUCUCCUCGGAGACAGCCUUAAUUGCCAAUGUAUCCGGGCCGGGGGUUACGUUGUUUAUAACCAUUACAUUCCACUCUAUUCUCCAUUCAAUUAUAUUGCUCCAACGUGUAAAAAAAACCCAUCUUUGUAUCAUCAAUAAAUUUGGGCUACCAAGCAA